AUGACUCAAGCAGACGCGGCUAGCAUCCGACAAAACAAGCUUCAGAGUCAGAGCCGACUCCAGGUUGUUGUACCUCUGGCAGCAGCGCUCUGGCCCCUCUUCACUCCUUUCUUCGUCCAGAUGGAGCACAUCAUUGCCCUCAGCGAUAGCGAAGCAUCUGACUUGCCUGACGAAUCUUCUGACUUCACUGACGACACUUUCCUCUUCUACGCCGACUCGAGAUUCUCUGGGUUCUCCAACUUCUCACAAGAAUCUCGCGAGGACUACUUCGAAGCACAACUCUGCCGCGAGGAGUGGGACGCCACAGACACCCUCCAGGAGUUCUGGAUCGGAAACAGUCUGGGCAUUCUGGACAUCGAGACUGGUCACUACCAUACACACCCAGAGCGUGAGUGCAAAGAGGUAUUCCAUCUCGCCGACUGGACAAGUCAGUGUCUGGUAGCUGCCGAACGCUACCGUGCCACCUCCGCAGAAAGCCACUGGCGUCCCGUCAAUGCCAUGUCGGCCAUCCGUAAUCACGCCAAGCUCGAAAAUAACGUUGUCGACAUGGCUCCCUUGACCGUCACUUCAGAGUCCAGUCGUCCGACCACGCUGCGUCAGGCGUGGCAGAGCAACAAUUUCGAAGCUGUCAUUAGUCUCGCCUCUGGCAUGGUUGAGCUGCGUGCCAGCGCCGCCGCCUUUGACAAUGUCGCUCUCAUCCGCGAGCUUGUCGCCGCCCUCCGUCACCGAUUCUUGGCAUACGACAAGCUCGGUCUUGCCAACUUGGCCGUCGCCGACGCAAAGCGCAUACUCGAGCUCACCGCCAAGUUCGGUUCCGACGCUGUCGUCCAGGUUGAUGAAGACCUCCUCCCGAAAUUGGCGUCGCUCGAUACGGUCGCUGUGCCUGUCCUCGAAACCGGUGGCGAUCGAGCUCCGAAACGCCCGGCUCAUGAUACGCUUGGCGGCACGCUAAUCAAAAGAGCCAAAGCCGGAGACCGCCUGCACGUCCGCAAGGUUAGCAUCAUCCAGCUUCCCGUCGAAGUCAUCCUCUUGAUUGCCGACCAUCUCGACGCUCCCGACCGCAUCAAGCUCGCUAACACGCGUGUCGACUGGCGCAGAUUCCCCGAGCUAUGGCGAACGCUCAAAUUUGUGCGCAUCAAGCACAAUACUACCAAUGGCUGGCAGCGCGACACCAUUGACGCCUGUGUCACUGCCAUUGAGACUUGUCAGCGCAAGAGCCACAAUACCCUCUCGUCUGUCGUACUCAAAGGACCCCUCAACUCGGAAGGUGUCGCCCACAUCCUCGAGGCUCUUCAGUCCUCCAGCCAUUCUCUCAGACAUCUCGCUAUCCCUACGCUCGACCAAAAGCAGUGCUUCACUCAUCUCUACAAGCGCUGUCUCAACUUGACCGAUAUCGACGUCCGUCUCGGCCCCGACGGCGGAUCCCGCCAUUCUGGUGCGUACGGAUCCACGACGAGCCUGUUCGAGUCGUCCAAGCUACCUUUUAAGCUGAAGAGGUUCAUCAGCGACCAGAGCCUCGAUGCCGGAGAUAUCGCUCAUCACAUGCAAGGUCUCGAAAUCGUUCACGGUCUCAAAUUCGUCCGUCAGAAGCAGAUCAAUUUCAUCGACGGCAUCGUACGCGCUGCUCCUACGCUUCUCGAGUGGGUCGACGAUACCAGAGACUACUGGGAUAACACUACUGUCGCGUUAGGUGACUACAGCGUCAGCCGCACGCAGCUCCCCACGAGCCCAAUCAUCUUUCCCAAGCUGCGCAAGCUCAGCGCUUUCUGGGCAGAGCACUUCAUCGAAUGCGCCUUUCCGGCCUUGGUAGAAGCACGUCUCAACUCGCAACGAGGCAUCUCUUCACUCAGCCCGACCGCUUCGGACGAAUCCUGCCGCGUCGCCGCCAUUGUCCUCAAAAGCCCCUCGCUCAAGAAGCUCGACAUCCUCUUGCCCUCUAGUUACACCGAGAUCAAGCAGAUUUUUAGUGCCAUCGCAACGCUCCCUAAGCUUGAGGAGCUCGGUCUAUGGAUGACCAGCCCUAUGCCCCUGAAUGCCUUUGUCAAAGCACAAAAGUCUGGAGGGGACAAAGAAAGCUUCCUCAUCCUUCCGCACCUUCAAACCAUGCGGCUAUGCUAUCGGACGGUCUCGGCAAACGAUAACUUGCAUCACGAUUUGAGUGAGCUCCUGUUGCUCCGCUUCUAUCUCAAGCACGGCUGCAACUUCAAAGAGGCCAAGGACAGAACCGAAGCGGCAUUUCUCGCAUACAACAUCAACACAAUCAACUAUCCACCUAGCCGGGGCAUGACAAAGGCGCAGAAGAAAAAGUCUAUCAACGCCUCGGCCGGCGAGGCGGCCGGCUCCUGCUUCAAAGGUGACUUUACCUUGGUCGACGGUGUCAAGCGUGAGAACUUUUCCUCAGUGCUGCCCAAGCUUAUCGUGAGCCGUGGUUUGAGCCAGUACUUCGAGAAACCCACGUCGAUGCUCAACCAGCUCAUCACACGCAUCGUCGAGGUAGAUACCAACAAGUACUUUGCCAAUCUCGGUGUGGAUCCCCAUCAUGUCGACGCCCGCCGUGGCAAUGGCAGGCCCUACUACUAG
Messenger RNA from Pseudozyma hubeiensis SY62, 2580 nucleotides. Its product is annotated as nucleolar RNA methyltransferase. The record is from RefSeq and is a predicted model, not a curated record. The transcript has 2 exons. Lineage: Eukaryota; Fungi; Basidiomycota; Ustilaginomycetes; Ustilaginales; Ustilaginaceae. Gene Ontology annotation, molecular function: protein binding. The coding region runs from base 1 to 2580 and encodes 859 amino acids.